Messenger RNA from Nicrophorus vespilloides, 636 nucleotides. Its product is annotated as cell death specification protein 2. The transcript has 4 exons. Gene Ontology annotation, biological process: regulation of transcription by RNA polymerase II. Gene Ontology annotation, molecular function: DNA-binding transcription factor activity, RNA polymerase II-specific; RNA polymerase II cis-regulatory region sequence-specific DNA binding. Gene Ontology annotation, cellular component: nucleus. Lineage: Eukaryota; Metazoa; Arthropoda; Insecta; Coleoptera; Silphidae. Bases 1 to 636 code for a protein of 211 amino acids. The record is from RefSeq and is a predicted model, not a curated record.
AUGGAUAGGGAGGUUGAGAGCAGGAGCAGGAUGCCGCGUCCGUACCAUUAUCAGGAGCCAACAGGUGGAGCCGCUCUGUUUCCGGUUUCCGCCUUCUCCGCUUUUCACCUACUACGGAACUAUAAUUAUCUAUUACCAGAAAUUCCGAAGAUCGGUUACCAUCACAAUGAGAGGUUUUCUCUACAUGAUGUUCAUGAGCCGUCGUCGCCGAAGGAACCCAUUGAUCUUGGAAAGACUUUGCUUAGUGGUUUACCACCUCAUCCAAUUAUAUCCCCAAAUUUAUUUGGUUACCACCACAGUUUAUCUCCGCUGCAUCCUAUUGGGAAUACAAGUCCGCAUGGUAAGUCCGCGUUGGGUUCGGAAAGUGAUGCGAAACGGCAUAGGGGUGAGAAGAAACCUAUUCCUGAGGAGCAGAAGGACGAAAAGUACUUCGAGAGGCGACGUCGGAACAAUCAGGCGGCAAAAAAAUCAAGGGAUGCCAGGAAAAUUAGAGAAGAUCAAAUUGCGUUGAGAGCGACGAUCUUGGAGCACGAAAAUGCGAUCCUGAAGGCGCAGAUCCUUACGUUGAGAGAGGAAGCCACGUCGCUGCGUCAAAUGUUAAUGGAAAAGAAGGCGACGGAAAUAACGAUAACGUGA